GAAAGUACAUCGAUUUAGAAACAUUUAUAUGAAUUGUAAAUGCUAGUAAAUGUAUUACAUUUUCCGUGCUAAUCAACUUUUAUCUUCUUGUUAAACUAUUGAUGAGAGUUGGAUGUGUUGAUUUAGUACUUAAUUGAACAAUUUACAUUGAUUGUUAAGCAUUUCUAGAGUAUCAACAUAAAGAUUAACUACAAAAUUGAAAACCAAUUGAUUCUCCGAUUAAAUUGUGCCCAAAAUGAUAUCUUGGUUAAUUGAGAAGCUAAUUGUUACUCUAUUGCCCAUUUUCUAUGGAUCUUUGGUCAAUUCAGUGUUAUUCUUAUUUCAUCUUAAAACGUGUUUUAAGAAUCUCUUUGCUCCCGAUUACUCGAAAAGGCCAAAAGUUCUUGACGAUCCCGAAAUUCAGCAUCACAGUGUUCUAAUUAAAAAAAAAUCGAUCCAUUAUGUGACCAAAGGUAAUCCCGAUGACCCGAUAAUUGUAUUUAUUCAUGGUUUUCCUGAUUUCUGGUAUUCUUGGCAUCACCAAUUGAUUGAAUUCGGCAGCAAAGGUUAUUAUACUGUAGCAAUCGAUCUGCCGGGUUAUGGUGAGUCUUAUAAAUCUCUGGAAAACGGGCGAUUUAUAAUUACCAAUGUAGCUGACGAAGUGGCUCAAGUGAUCAAAACUAUCGUUAAAUCCGAUGAUCAAAAAAUUAUCCUCGUUGGUCAUGAUUGGGGAGCUGUGGUCUCUUAUUGUAUCGCAAGUUUACAUGAACAAUUGGUGUCCAAACUGAUUAUUCUGAAUGGACCUCAUCCAGUUCACUUCAGAAAGUUGAUUAAAAGUAAUUUAGGUCAAUUUCUCAAAUCAUGGUACAUGUUUUUCCUCAAUUCACCUUUUUGGCCUGAAUUCGCUUUCCAAACCUUUGAUUUCUUCAUGUUAAAAGUUGCUUUCAGAAAAGGAGAUAAAUCAUUUAUAUUUAACAAUAACCAAUUAGAACCAUGGAAAUACAUUUAUAGUCAACCUUCAGCAAUUAAAUCUGCGUUGGGUUAUUAUCGUGAUUUCGUCAAACGAAGUCGUUUCUUGGAUCACAUUAAACUACCAAUUCAUCAGAAAAUGUUGCUCAUCUGGGGCGAUGCUGAUCGAGCUCUUUCUCCGCAAUUGGCCACUCAGAUCAGUUCAUAUGUCGACAAUGUCCAACUCGAAAUUAUCAAAGGUGCAGGUCAUUUCAUUCAACUCGAACACCCAAAGAAAAUAUCAAAACUCAUCUCCGAGUUCAUUAAAGAUUAGACUAAUCAUCUUAAUAAUUUACCUAAAUAAUGUUGAAUUUACAAUUUAAUUUACUAAACAUUUUUAUAAUCGUUGAUUAAUCCAAUGAAUAAAUCUUAUUCUUAAAACAGAA
Messenger RNA from Panonychus citri (citrus red mite), 1373 nucleotides. Its product is annotated as epoxide hydrolase 1-like. Bases 236 to 1261 code for a protein of 341 amino acids. The record is from RefSeq and is a predicted model, not a curated record. NCBI's taxonomy places the organism in Eukaryota, Metazoa, Arthropoda, Arachnida, Trombidiformes, Tetranychidae. Gene Ontology annotation, molecular function: hydrolase activity. The transcript has 2 exons.